Messenger RNA from Suillus fuscotomentosus, 6441 nucleotides. RefSeq lists its product as uncharacterized. Bases 1 to 6441 code for a protein of 2146 amino acids. The transcript is spliced from 8 exons. The record is from RefSeq and is a predicted model, not a curated record. Lineage: Eukaryota; Fungi; Basidiomycota; Agaricomycetes; Boletales; Suillaceae.
AUGGCGAGCGUUGAAGGAAAUUGGUUGGAAGCUGUCGCAAUCAACACUAUCAUCAUGCUUGUGUGGCGUAUCUUGUCCUCGACUCAGGAUGAGAGUGUUCAAAGUCGUGGAUAUUCGCUCCUUCGAAGGAUACGAACUGAGACUUUUAUGUUGCUGACGCAACUAUCAGAGAACACGCAAGCCAGGGACGAGACGGUCAGCCGGGAUUUACAAGGGCGCGUUCUGGAUAUGGCAGUCACCUGUCGUAGCACUUUUGAUGUCGAUGGAAGUGCUUCACUGCUCCUGACGUCGCACGAUGACAUCAAAGUAUUUGUAUAUUGUGCGGUCAUGAUUUAUGACAACACUCCAAACCAACUCGACAAUCUUCCACAAUAUUCCAAACUACUACUAGAGCGAGACAAGAGAUGUUGCCACGCAUUAGAAUCCACUAUCCACCAAUAUGCAGAGUUUCACAGGGAGGGUCUUGAUUUGGCGAUGGCCAAGAUUUGGGGCAGCUACAGACCAGGAACUUCUUGGAGGGCACUGACGGCUCCGAAUUCUCGUUGGCUCGUGGCACAGACUGCGCCUUCGCAUUCCCAAUCACCGCAGGACGUGCGCAUCAAUUUGAUUAGCGGAUGCUUGCUUGUCGACGGGAAGCAGCUGGGAAGACUUCCUCCAAUGAUAGUACAACAUCCCACUUACCAAUCAAUUUUCAGCGAUGUGUCUUUUGCUCUUCGUAACUCAAAUGAUCUCAUCAUCCGUGCGAAGCACAUCAAAGAUGAUUCACCUAUCCUCCAGCUCAUUCCGAGCCACAAAUUUGUGGAUGACUUACCGACAACCUUGGUAGCAGGCGAUACUCAUUGGCUCAACCUGCACACAAAUGAAAUCGAGAUUCGCCCAGUAGAAAAUGCAUGGAAGUCAUCGUCUGAAAACUGGGUUUUGCGAUUUUCCGUUUCAGGUUCCUCAAUGGCGCAGAAUUCCAGUGGUGCCACCCUUGUCGACAUACGCAGCCAAACGUGGGACAUGAUCUCUAGAAGGUUGCGUCCUCUGGAGAAUGCAAGCUUUAUCAUGGUCACGUGUAACAAAACGUCUGGCAGCACUCCCUCGUGGAGGGCUGAUUUACCUCGAUAUGGCCUCGAGUUCUUCAUCGACCAGGAUGGAGAACUGCAGUCCCGUAACAUGGGCAACAUGGUCGUUGAUAUCAUCCAGUCCACUGGAACGAUGUUGGGAUUGAUCAAUCAGCUCAUCUUGCGCCCGAAGUUGCAAAUUGCAGAUGAGCAUUCACGCACCGUCAUCAUCCCAGACGGUCGUAUCUUAUACUCCGCUGACGGUCACCAUGUCCGCGUCACUAUCACUCCUGAAGGUACUCGAAUGACAUACCAGUUGUACAGGAUUGAUACGGAUCUAUGUUGCCUAACUGGGAACAUGGGUCUGACGAGUAAGCUCUAUCAGACACUGCUCCAUGCUGUUACUAGCAGCUGUCUUCCUGAUCCCCUGACGGGUCGAACGGGGACAGAGGAGGCGUUGCAUCUCUUGCAUUCCGCAGCUUGCCGAUCGUUUAUGAAGCUCCGCCCUCGCGACGCAGAUUUCUUGCGCGAGAUCAGUUCUCUGUCAACCAAGCGUGUCUGGUAUCCCACUCAUCUUCAGAAGAUGCAGACGAUUUCAUGGUCUUGCCUUGCGCCCCUUGCACAGCACCAUGGUUUUCAUCCAGCUGCGAAAUCUAUCAUGGAUUACGGAAUGAAGCUUUCGACUUUCUCAGAAGGGUCUGCAAACCUUCAGGUUGCCUAUGAGCUUCCACGAUUCACCAACCAUCUUCUUGAGCGCGCUUCAGUUCGUGCCUCGACGAUCUAUCCUGAUCAGUUCUCUCUUCCACUUCCGCUCGGUGAUACAGAUGUUAUCUACGCCUCACGUCAUAUUCCCGACAAGGUUGCAGAAGAGAGAGCAUUCCAAAUCACCCUCAUGGUGCAUCAGUGGUCAUCCAAACUUCCAGUGCAACGGAAUCUCCUUGAUUUGUUGACUCAGUGGCAGAAUGUCCAGGGCACUGGCAAGCCGCUCAGCUUGCAGUACUCCAAAGACUGGAUUCAACCAAGUUUGCCUGAUGUCUUCCUUUCUGCGUACGAUUGCUGUCGUAGGGCCACAAAGAAAGACAUACCUCGGCUGGUGUUCACCCUGGCUUCGUUAUCAUACAGCUUGUCGGAGAAUCAUGCACUCGUGCCAACACUCUUAGCCUUCGCCACAGUUUCCGAAAUUCGCUGUCUGGGAGGCCCACCGAAGUUCGCUUCGUAUGAUCUCUCGGAUGACUUCAUGCCAUCCAAUACAAGAUUGAACAAUAUAAUCGAUUCGUUUGUCAAGGAUUAUAAAGUCAGCGAGGAGAAAGAGCUAGCUGCAAGUCCUGGUGAAAAGAAAAAGGCUCUGGAGAAGCGUCGUCGUGCAGCUUUUAAAGACAGGUGUCUCUCCGAAAAACAAGUCAUUCUCAGCAAAGUUCAGGAUGGCUGGCCAUGCGAAAAUCCUCCGGCACUUGAUACGUUGCAGGUGAAGUGUUAUAAUCUCAUCGAUAUGCCAGGGAAACUGUCCCCGGUGUUUCGUAGCUGUUGGCGAAACCGUUGUCUGAAGCUACACCUGGAUAGUCUGCAGUGGACGCUCAGACAGGUCUACACGCCAGAUUUCUCUUCGAAACUACCAUCUCAAUAUGAUCGUAAUUCCUACCUCGAGGACUCAGAUAUUGCAUCACCGGCCUCAUCCAUUGAUGCGCAGUACCUGUUCAAUAGAGAUCCGCCUGUGACAAGCAUGUGCGGGUCUUCCCAAGUUCUGCCUAAUGCCAAUCCGAGAGAUUUGGUAUCCCCAGACUCCCAAGUCGCAGCAGGGUUGCAACAGCUGAUCAACGAUUUUCGCGCACGAGGAAGUGACAAGUUUCGCCGCAAAUACGCCGACGAUCUGGAUCAGAGCAGGUCGAUCUACUGUGACGAGAAGAUCAUUGCCCCACCAGAUUCUACGCCAUACACAAUGGAACUACUGCUUGAGAACCAUUCUCUCCAUAGAAGUCUUUUGGGGAAGGCUUGGCGUGCUGCUCUUAUCCAGCUGUCGCAGAUACUUUUGCAGCUGCAACGCUCGCGAAGGCUGUUGGUCUUUGCUGCUAAGAAAAACUGGGUCGAGUUCUUCAAGGAGUUGGAUAGCGAAGAAUGCAAGGGAUUUGAUCCGGAGUUGUACCCUGAUUGGCUUUUAAUACAGAUUGAAAGUCAGUUCUUGGCACGACCGGUCCAGGUCAAAGUCGCGCUAGAGAUGAUGUCACCAUGCACAGGGGGAAAUACUUCUCUCCAACUGAACUGCAAAUCCUACGUCAUCGUUCCUCUCGUAGCAGCUGCACUCUCUGAUGGCCACAAACUGGUCCGAGUAAUCGUGCUAAAGUCGUCGUCGGCCCAGAUGUUCCAGCUCCUGGUCGAACGACUAAGCGGCCUUGCACAAAGGCGCAUUUUUUAUAUCCCAUUCUUCCGCGCGUUCUCUAUCGACUCAUCGAAGGUGCAGAUGUAUCGUGACUUGAUGCAAGAGUGCAUGGAUACCAAGGGAAUCUUGGUCGUGCAACCGGAUCACAUUCUGCCAUUGCAGCUGAUGGCUGUCGACCGUCAGCUUUCCCCUCAGAUUGAAGCUGCUGAAGAUAUGCUGCAGACUCAGCUAUGGCUCGACAAUCACACACGCGACAUCCUGGAUGAAAGUGAUGAAAUUCUGCAUGUUCGCUACCAGAUGGUAUACACUGUGGGUCUCCAAAGGUCACUUCAAGGUCAUCCGGAAAGGUGGACGACAACACAACAAGUGUUGAGUCUUGUUGCGAAACACGCCGCUCGGCUCAUGAGCGAGCUUCCCUCUCGUUCAGAAGUAUCUCUUCGUGAGCACGGAGGGUUCCCCUUCGUUCGGAUUCUGCACCCGACAGCAGGUGAAGCAUUAGUUCGAUGGAUAGCAGAAGAUAUCAUCAAUGGCGCCCUUGAAAACAUCGGCUUCGAUCAAGCAUCCCCCCAUUGGAGGAUCGCUAGAGACACUAUCGUUUGGCCCAGCCUUCUAGUCUUGCGAGGAUUGCUGGCGUAUGGUAUCUUGGUGCACGCAAUCAAAGAACGCCGCUGGCGCGUGGACUAUGGCCUUGCCCCAAAACGAACGAUGUUAGCUGUUCCAUUUCGCGCAAAAGACAUGCCCUCAUUGCGGGCAGAGUUUGGCCAUCCGGACAUUGCUGUCACCCUCACAUGCCUAUCAUACUACUAUGCAGGUCUAACGCUCCAGCAGCUGAUGCUGUGCUUUGAGCUCCUGCUGAAGCAGGAUGAUCCUGCCCUCGAGUAUGAGUCAUGGGUUGCUAGACUUCCGUCUGUCCCAGAAAGUCUGUGUCAGCUUAGCGGAAUCAAUACGGAAUCCGCAGAGCAGCUCCCUGAGCUUCAACGACUGUUCGAAUUCAACAAGGCGGUCAUAGAUUUCUAUGUGUCCCGAGUAGUUUUACCCAAGGAAGCGAAGGCAUUCCCCAGCAAGCUCACCUGCUCCGGGUGGGAUCUCGCUCAAGAGAAGAGACAUCUCACCACCGGCUUUUCUGGUACCAAUGACAAUCGCUAUCUUUUGCCAAGCUCGAUGGUGCAGCAUGACCUUGAUUACCAACGCAGCACGAAUGCCCGAGUCCUGGCGUUCCUUUUGCGCCCAGAAAACAACUGCUAUAGACCCAUACCGCCUGGCCAGAAGAUGCAACAUUUCAUCGAGACCUUGAUAGCACAAACCCCCGAGGUCCGCGUGCUCCUGGAUGCUGGUGCGCAGAUGCUGGAAUUGAAGAAUCAGGAAUUAGCCGAAGCAUGGCUUAGAGCCAAGUGUGACGCCCAAGCCGCAGUCUUCGUGAACAAUGACGACGAAAUUGUUGUCGUUAGUCGGGAUGGGACAGUGGAGUCUCUUAUGUCGUCUCCUUUCGCCCAACAGCUCGACCAGUGUGUGAUAUAUCUCGAUGACGCGCAUACAAGAGGAACGGAUGUCAAGCUGCCUUCUGGCUUCCGAGCUGCUGUCACGCUUGGUCCCAAAGUCACGAAAGACCGCCUGACGCAAGGAUGCAUGCGAAUGCGGAAGUUGGGCAAUGGUCAUUCAGUGAUGUUCUUCGCUCCGAUGGAAGUUGACCGAAGCAUUCGUUCGGCAACUCAGAAGGCUGAUACAGAUCGUGUUGAUGUUGCAGACAUCCUGCACUGGGCGCUGCUUGAAACUUGUCUUGACAUUGAAAUACGUGCAUUCCACUGGGUUCAUCAGGGAUCAGAUUUCAAUGCACGGCGUUCCGCAUGGGCUCAAUUCUCGCGUGCGCCUACCACUUCGAUUUCCACCCUGAAAACAGCCUGGUUGCAGCCAGAGGAGCGUUCAUUAGAGGAUAUGUACGCACCACGCAAUCCCUCACACCGGGUAUCCCAUAUUUGGGAUGCAGACAUUCGAAGCAAGUGUGAGGAGCUCGGGGUUCUAACAGGACCCGAAAGGAGCAUGGAUGAGGAACAAGAGAGGGAGGUAGUCCAUGAGGUAGUCCAUGAGGUAGAGAGAGAACGUGAGGUGCAAAGGCCGUCCAAAGUGCAACCCGCAGCUCAGGACUUGCAUGCGCAUGUCCGUCAAUUUGUCAAGACCGGCCGAAUUCCCAAAGGGUCCCCCGUUUUCAUUCCAGCGCUAUCCAGCCUCGUCAACACCACUGCCAAAUUUCAUGAAGAUCAUCACUGGGCGCGCAGCGUUUUAGUAACCCGUGACUUCGCUCGUACGGUGGGGACUACCCUAACCACACAGAAAGUGGAUGAAUACCUGCGGCCCGUCAAUUGGAUCGUGCUCAGUGACGUUGGAGUGCUGGUAGUCAUGAGUCCUCACGAAGUGGACGCACUGCUGCCUGAUAUCCGCAACAGCAACGCAGUUCAAUUAUGUCUCUAUACUCCUCGGACCACACGCACGAUGAAGGCAUGCGAUGAUCUCCGACUGUACCGUGUUCCUUCGACGCCACAUCUGACACCAUCGGAACUGCAGAUUUGCCAGCUCAAUCUUUUUGCAGGUCAACUGUAUUUCUCCAGUUGCGAAAUGUAUCUCCGCACUUGCAAUUUCUUAGGGCUCAACGCGCUGGAUUUGGUAGAUGAGGACUUGAUAGCUGACAGUGAUGGAUUCAUCAGGGAGGAGAAUCGCUCUCCUGCGAGAGCAUCGUGUUUGUUCAAGCGAUCCCAGCUUCCUCCGCUGAAGGAGUUGUUCGGAAUGAGAAGGAAAGGCAUGGCGUAUCUGCCAACUCACCUCGGAAAGAUGUUCAAUGGGCGCAUUCUGACCAAAGGGGAUCUUCUGGACCGAGCGCCGAGUCUGUUUAGCUUCUUCGAUGAGUCAUUACUCGUACAAUACAGCCAGUGCCGGCAGGUUAUCUCUUGGCAGGACCCAUACGCGCCUGGCUUAUUCGACAUCCCGAAGAAGCGGGGCAAAUUUGGUCUUGUUUAUGGUGGACGAUAG